Clarias gariepinus (North African catfish) is the source of this 2900-nucleotide messenger RNA. RefSeq names its product UDP-Gal:betaGlcNAc beta 1,4- galactosyltransferase, polypeptide 2 (gene b4galt2). Bases 593 to 1726 code for a protein of 377 amino acids. NCBI's taxonomy places the organism in Eukaryota, Metazoa, Chordata, Actinopteri, Siluriformes, Clariidae. Gene Ontology annotation, biological process: carbohydrate metabolic process. Gene Ontology annotation, molecular function: glycosyltransferase activity. The record is from RefSeq and is a predicted model, not a curated record. The transcript has 7 exons.
UGUCCACACAGACACACACACACACACACUGGAGACGCUGAAUUCUGUGCAUAUGGGAAAGCGAGGCGCGCGACACCGACCCGGUUCUCGGAUUACCGACUGAACGUGUUUGCGCGAGCAUGCACGCGCUGCCUUUCUCUCCAUUUUCAUUUUGGCGACACGGCAGCGCGCUCGCGCUCUGGGCUGCACACACUGAAGUCAGAGGCAGGAGGAAAUGAGCAGGGCUAGCUGUGCAUCCACAGUGCAUUGUGUGUUUCCUGGAUAUGAUGCGCAUUUUCCUAGAAACUGCUCCCAUGCGCUCUUGAUGCGACCCUCGUUUGUUGUGGGAUGGACACAUUUUCCAAAAUACUAACAAUAAAUAAUAAAUGAAGAAAAAAAAUAAUAAACCCUCAGGUUGCUCUGCUAGUCAGCAGCUGAAGUGCUUAAACAAAGAAAUGCAUUCUUAAAGAAGAAGCCACAGCCUGGAUUUGUCAUCAAGGUAAUUUGUUUGUAUUUGCUACCCAGAGGCGAGGCGAGGCGAGGCAGGACGGAGCGCGGCAGUGGGAGCUGCUGAGCGAAUGCCUGUAGCGGCGGGCGCCGCGUGCCCUCGACAAUGAGCCGGCUGAUGCUGGGCCGUACUCUGGAGCGGAUCUGCAAGGCUGUGCUGCUGCUCUGCCUCGUGCACUUCCUCAUCAUGAUGAUCCUCUACUUUGACGUCUACAGCCAGCGCUUUGACAUCUUCAGCCGUUUCAACAAUGGCCGCGGCGCCAACACGUCGCGCUGGCCGCACCAUUCCUACUACAACUACUCCAGGCCCAACGCCACCUUCCCUAGCUAUCUCCCUGCCUCGGAACUGCUGCCACCCAGCGGCAAGCCUGAGCUCAACCGCUCGCAACCAACCCCUAAGCCUAUUCCUCCUUGCCCGGAGGUACCACCUGGACUGGUGGGGCGUCUCCUGAUUGAGUUCAGCUCUCUGAUGAGCAUGGAGAGGGUGCAGAGGGAGAAUCCCAACGUGACAGAAGGAGGCAAGUAUACGCCACCAGACUGUCGGGCCAAGCAAAAAGUAGCCAUUAUCAUUCCAUUCCGGCACAGAGAACACCACCUGAAGUACUGGCUUCACUACCUGCACCCUAUCCUACGGCGGCAGAAGAUAGACUAUGGAAUCUACAUCAUCAACCAGCUUGGCGAGGACACUUUCAACCGGGCCAAGCUGCUAAACGUGGGCUAUACGGAGGCUCUAAAGGACGCGGAGUAUGACUGCUUCAUCUUCAGCGACGUGGACCUGAUCCCCAUGGACGACCGCAACCUUUACCACUGCUACGACCAGCCGCGCCACUUUGCCAUCGCCAUGGACAAGUUCGGAUUCAGAUUACCGUAUGCGGGAUAUUUCGGCGGAGUCUCUGGCUUGAGCAAGAAGCAGUUCCUCAAAAUCAAUGGCUUCCCCAAUGAGUACUGGGGAUGGGGAGGGGAAGAUGAUGACAUCUAUAACAGGAUCACACUGAACGGGAUGAAAGUGUCUCGGCCAGAUGUGAGGAUCGGCCGCUACAGGAUGAUCAAGCACGAGAGAGACGAGCACAAUGAGCCCAAUCCCCAGAGGUUUAAUAAAAUCCAGAAUACAAAGAACACUAUGAGGAAGGAUGGCAUCAGCUCGCUGACGUAUCGCCUCGUCUCCAUUAAAAAGUACCCGCUCUACACCAACAUCUCGGUGGCGAUCGGCAAACCUCCUCCCAGACCUAUCAGAGGAUAGACUUCGGCCAGGUCCACACACACACACACACACACACACACACACACGCACUCACAUAUAUACAUAUACCGCCCAUGGCCGAGCGCCUCUGUGUGCAGCAGUGAUAUGCUGAACAGGUUAGUUCUCAGGAAUACACUGGACCUUCUGCGGAUUUAUGAACACAAAUCCACACUUGCGGAUUCUGACUCCAGUACCCACACGCAGUGAUGAGGGACAUGAGUGGAGAGCACAGACAGCCAUAGCAAUGUGGACGAUGCUCUAGUAGCCCUUCUGGUCCAACCUGGAGGACAUGAAUAAACAUUGUUUCUGGGCACAAUCUCAAAGGAGAACCCUGUUCACUUGAUGUAAAUCACUUGGAACAUUUCAGAAACGAAUGUCUUUUGUAUCUGCACUGGACCUGCUGCAGCGUUCAACUCUGUUUCUCGUCAUAUCUACAAAGAUGGAGAUGAUAAAGAUACUUAAUCAAGCCUGUGCUUGAACAAGCCUAUGGAACAUCUUCUUUGUCAGUUUUUUUUUUCCUCUUUCUUUCUUAUUUUGUAUUUCUACUCUUCCUGCUCUGUGACUUCAACCACGGAAGCACCGAUUAUGCUGAAAGCUUCAACAUGUCAGUGACCUGAUUUGAAUAACGAGCCCUGCCUUUGUAGGUCCAGAAUUGAGUAAAAAGGGAUUCUGGGAACUCUCACUUGGAGGCCGAGGGAAUCCUGGCAAAGCUGUACAUGGUCACCGCAGUCAGUCAUUUGAAAACAACAUAAGUUUUUUGUUUUUUUUCUAGUGAAUUGUUUUCAGCUUAAUGCAUCUUAAACUUAAUUGCCCUGUAUGUGAGGUCAUGCUCAUUCAAGACCACAGAGAACUAUUAUCGAAAACUAGAAAUUAAAUUUGAUAUGUUAUGUUUAAUUGACUUGUGCUUUCACCUUUCUUUUUCCAUGUACUGCCUAUGCACACUAUACUGAUGCCUUCAGACGUUUUAUGAGGUGCUUAAGUUGUUUUUUCUCCUUUGGAUGUUGGUGUUAAGUUUAACCUUCUUCUCCUGUCUUCAUGCCUUCUGUUACACCCCUGUCAUUCCUCAUUACUGACAUUAUACCAUAAAUGAGCACGGUCUCACCACGGUCUGAGCACGGUCUCACCAUGGUCUCACCAUGGUCUCACCGCGGCCUCACCAUGGUCUCACCACGGU